CAUCUCCCCCAACUCUUUUUGGUUUUUUGUUCUUGUUUUGGCCUCUGGGUAUCUUAUUUAAACAAAUAAAAAUAAAACCUUUCUUUUAGGUUUUGUUGUGAAAGAGAAAGAGAGAAGAAAAAUGGCACUAGAAGCUGUAGUUUUCCAGCAAGAUUUGUUUGGUUACAGCAACAAAGAACUCUACGGCUUGUUAGGAGGAAAUUUGAGCUAUGAAGAGGACAAUCAUUUGCUUUAUUACAACCAGACAUCCGAUGAUGCUAACACUAGUUUUGUUAACGGAGAUUACUGGGUGUCUUCUUCUUCACCAACUUCAAUGGCUACUAACAAUAAUGUAAAUGGAUCAUCCUCCGUCGUCGUCGACGAUUCGGCGGCGGCUUUCGAGACGGUGACCUCGAGUCGUCCCAAAAGACGUCGACUCAAAACUCGUAAAAACAAGGAAGAGAUUGAGAAUCAAAGGAUGACUCACAUUGCUGUUGAACGCAAUAGGAGAAGGCAAAUGAAUGAAUAUCUCUCUGUCCUUCGCUCACUCAUGCCAGAGUCUUAUGUUCAAAGGGGUGAUCAAGCGUCAAUAAUUGGAGGAGCUAUCAAUUUUGUGAAGGAGCUUGAGCACUGUGUUCAGUUGCUUAGUGCUAAGAAAGAGGUGAAGGAAAGCUCAGAUGGAAGUAGUAGUACAAGAUGCUGUUCAUCACCUUUUGCUGAGUUCUUCACGUUCCCACAGUACUCGACUCGGGGCGAUAAUAAUUCGAACCCGAUGACCGAAUCGAUGUCUGAGAAUCGAUCCGCCAUAGCCGACAUAGAAGUUACCAUGGUGGAGAGCCAUGCAAACCUCAAAAUAAGAUCGAAAAAGGGACCGGCACAGCUCUUGAAACUGGUUUCAGGUUUGAGCAGUAUGCGUCUCAAUAUCCUCCAUCUCAAUGUCACUACAGUUGAUCAAACUGUACAUUAUUCUCUCAGUGUCAAGGUAGAAGAUGAUUGUAAGCUGACUUCAGUGGAUGACAUUGCUACAGCAGUAAACCAGUUACUAGGCAGGAUUCAAGAAGAUGCCAUGUUGAAUUGAGAAUUCACUGUGGUUUUUCAUUCCAUAAUCCCACUGUAAUUUCCACCUUCAUAUUAUAUAUGAAGGCUCCUCUUUCCUUUUUUUUUUAACCUUGAAAUCGCUUAAUUUUGCCACUAAUUCCCUUUUAGUACUGCAGUUUUCCAUUUCUUAGGCCAGUAUUUUACCAUAAGCUGUACUAGAAAAAUAACUGUUGGUUUCACCAGAAUAAUGUAAUUUACAAAUAAGCCUGGCUUCA
Messenger RNA from Hibiscus syriacus, 1292 nucleotides. RefSeq names its product transcription factor bHLH94-like. Bases 122 to 1057 code for a protein of 311 amino acids. Lineage: Eukaryota; Viridiplantae; Streptophyta; Magnoliopsida; Malvales; Malvaceae. The transcript has 3 exons. The record is from RefSeq and is a predicted model, not a curated record. Gene Ontology annotation, biological process: regulation of transcription by RNA polymerase II. Gene Ontology annotation, molecular function: protein dimerization activity; DNA-binding transcription factor activity, RNA polymerase II-specific; RNA polymerase II cis-regulatory region sequence-specific DNA binding.